AUGAGUGGUUUCUUUAAACUUGUCAAUAGGGCAAAGAAGUUGGUUAAACUUGAGGAUUUGGUCAAAGAGUUGCGAAUUGACAUUGACAAAAACUUGGAGCCUGAGCUUGAUGCUCAUCAGUGUUGUAUUUAUAGGGUUCAUAAAUAUCUUUGUAGCGUAAAUGAAGAAGCCUACACACCUCAAUUAGUUUCAAUAGGUCCUUUUCACCAUGGAAAAGAAGAAUUAGCUAACAUGGAAAAGAUAAAAAGACAAUAUGUGAAAAGUUUUGUUGAAAGAAUAACAAUAGAUAAUCGAGAUAAAAUUUUAAACUUUAUCAAGGAUAAUGACAAAAACAUUCAGUUAUUAUUAAGGGAUCAACUUGAUUUUGAUGUAAGUGAUUUAUUACUAUCUACACCAACGGCAAAAGCAUCUUUAUGUUUGGACUUUCAGUUACUCGAAAAUCAACUUCCAUACUUCGUCCUCGAGAAAAUAUGUGAGUUAGCUCUUGCUGGCCUUAACAUGCAUACCUUCAUGUUUCUUUCAUGGUAUUUUUUCUGGCCUUUCAACGAUUUGGAAUUGAGUAUAUUAACACCCCAGCAACAAAUCCAAUAUUUUGAAGUACUUGAGAUGCAAAUACCACAUUUAAAAAUAUUCGACAUCACCGAAAGUCUACUUAGAAACGUUAUGGCUUUGGAGCAAUGUCAUUACCCAUGGAAUACUCAUGUUUGCAAUUACGUUAGGAUAAUGAAUUAUCUUAUUGAUACUGAAAAAGAUGUGGACUUGCUUGUUGGAAAUGGAAUUAUUUCCAAUUAUGAUAUGGGCGACAAUGCUUCGGUAGCAAGUAUGUUUAACAAACUUGGCCUAUUUAUCAGUGUCAGCGGAUCCUCUUACUAUGGCAUUUGCGAGGAACUCAAGAGACACUAUAACAAUCCAGGGAAUAGAAGGAAAGCAACUUUGAAAAGAGUAUAUUUCAACAAUCUUUGGAGAGGCACAACAACUGUUGCAGCAGUUUUACUCCUACUGCUCACUAUCAUACAAACCAUAUGUUCUAUUUUGCAAGUUGUGUGAUUGUAAUGUAAUUGUGUAUUGAAGCUUGUUGUCUUAAUAA
Pistacia vera is the source of this 1087-nucleotide messenger RNA. RefSeq names its product putative UPF0481 protein At3g02645. The coding region runs from base 1 to 1047 and encodes 348 amino acids. The transcript has 3 exons. The record is from RefSeq and is a predicted model, not a curated record. Lineage: Eukaryota; Viridiplantae; Streptophyta; Magnoliopsida; Sapindales; Anacardiaceae.